AUGCCAAAAUCAACAAUCACCGGUAAAUCUCAACUAAUCCAAAGAAUCUCCAAAAAAACUAAAUUCCCGCAAACUCAAAUCACUCAAAUAAUCGAUGAACUCUUACUCGAAACCAAAAAAGCCUUAGUCAAAGGUGAAGAAGUCCGCUUACAAGGUUACUUCUCCUUAAAAACUGCCAUUACUAAACCAAGAAUGGCCAUGAACUUACAAACUAAAAAGAAAAUGAAAGUUCCGGCUAAAAGAGUACCCAAGUGUAAAUUCUCAAUUAGUUUAAAAGAAGAGAUUAAUAAAGAGAGUUUAGAGUUAAAAAGUAAAAAAACACCAAAAACAACUAAUAUUAUGGCAACUAGAACUAUUAAAUUAAAACAAUUAAAUUUAAAUCCUUUAAGUGUGGCUAAGUAUUUUUAUGAAAAGUUAGGAGCAAGAGGAAUAGAACAACCUUUUAUCCAUCCCGUUCUUUAUCUUGCUUACCGCGAAAUACUAAAAAAAGAAAAUAUUAGUCUUUUUAAGGAAGAAUUUGAAGCUUGA
Funneliformis caledonium is the source of this 528-nucleotide messenger RNA. The record is from the annotation of a GenBank genome assembly. NCBI's taxonomy places the organism in Eukaryota, Fungi, Glomeromycota, Glomeromycetes, Glomerales, Glomeraceae.